UGGCCCUUUCGCUUGGGCUCUGGCAGCGGCGGUCGCAGCUGGAGGAACGCGCAGGCGCCGAGGCCGCAGCUGGCUGGGAGGGAGGCAGCGGCUGCAAUAAGCGGUGGUCGUAGUAGCAGCUGGCCGGGCUCAGAGCGCGAGUAGCGGUCACUGUUCUGCACGGGGUCAUUAUCAUCCAGGGGCCUACUUAAAACCAAAGAGAAAAGUCAUGGAGAGGGUUUUCCUCACUGAAGAGAAAGCCAAUUCAGUAUUAAAGCGUUAUCCAAGAGCAAAUGGUUUUUUGGAAGAGAUAAGACAAGGAAAUAUUGAACGUGAAUGCAAAGAAGAAGUGUGUACUUAUGAAGAGGCAAGAGAAGCCUUUGAAAAUGAUGUGAAGACUAAGGAAUUCUGGGACACCUACAUAAAGGAACAUCAGGCAGAAAACAGAGGAAGUAACUGGUAUCCAUUUUACCUUGCAUUUCCAUUAAUCAUUGGCCUUUUUGUUAUCCUCAUCAUCAUAUUCAUAACUUGGAGAUAUCUCCUAAAAAAGAAAACUCGCAGACAAACCAUGUACAUGAGACGGGGAGCACUGGAAGCCAGUAGUGAUGGCACCCUGACAGACGGUCGAGGACCUCUCCCAUCCCAUCUCAGCAUCACUCAUUCCCCGCAAGAAGAACUCUUUGACAGCAGUGGGCUGUCCCCAGGAUUUCUGGGUUAUGUAGGUGGGCGCUCAGAUUCUGUCUCUACACGUCUCUCUAACUGUGACCCCCCACCUACCUAUGAGGAAGCCACUGGUCAGACAAACCUAAGAAGAAGUGAGACAGAACCUCAUUUAGAUCCACCCCCCCAGUAUGAUGACAUCAUGAACUCCAGCUCAGCCAAUGCCAUUGCUAUGGUACCUGUCGUCACCACCAUCAAGUAAAGCAGGAAAAAAAAAAGCCAACUCCAUUACUCUGAUUCUUUUUAAACUACUAAUGGGAGAAUUUUGUAGCACUUUAUCACGGCAUAAUCAUGCAUUUACAUAAUUUAUUGGACCUUCAAAGCAUACCACUUCCCCCCCUCCCAUAUCAUUUUCCUUCUUCUUCUUCUUCUUUUUUUUUUUCUUUCAGAUUUUAUCAGUGCUCAUUUUGGCUAGUGGGGAGAUAGGAACCGAUACCCACAGCAGUGUUCAUAUGGGAGUGCAUAUAAAUGCCAAUAUAAUAUAUAUAUGAAGCUGCCUUUAAAAAAAUCCUUCUUUCUUAGUAACCUAGAGAGGGAGACUUACCGGAUGCUACUAAAUGUAGCACUUAAUUAUAUUUGCAGAUUAGAAAGCCAGUAACAUGUUGAAUUUUGCAAGUAUGAAAUUAUAUUGGAUUAACUUUCCUCAGUAACUUCCAGUUUACCUUAAAAAGGAAAAUGCAUGUGGUAAUCUGAAUUUAGACACUCUGACAGAGAUAACAAUAAGUGAUAAAGUGCUAACAACUUUUAACUAGUAAGAUAAUUGGUUAUUAAUGACAUUUCAGGGUUUGUGGUGUAUUUGGUAAAGAACCAAACAGUGUUUAUGUAUUUUUAGAUGACUUUGAUCAUAUUUAUUCAUUUCAUGCUUUCUUUUUUCCUUUUGCCAUGAAAUAAUUUGUAAAGUGGAUACAGACAAAUAUUAGAGUGACAAACUGCUCAAAUUUGAUUAAUUCCCUCCUUACUUCCCUGUUGUCCAUUAAUACCACCCAAACUUUUAUUCCCUUCCAGCUUGACUCUUCCCUAUCCUUUUAGGAAUAUGAUUAAGAUUAAAAACUCUGAGAGAAAAAUAUUUUGUUACAGUCAUAGGUUAGGCUACAGUCAUUGCCUCAGUAUUAUAGGGAGGCAAUUUCCCAUAAAGUUAAAUAUAAAAGAAUUAAAGCACUGUGAUUUUUAUAUUGGUUUUCUAUUGAUGGAGAAAGAUUGCAAAAUCUGUGUAAUACCAGGGGCAAAUUGGAAUCCAAUUACAGCCUCUUUGAUUGUCACUUUUCUUUUUGUGUUAUGUUGGGUGGGGGGAGGUACAGGUAUAACUUUUACAAAGUAGGGAGUUGAUGUCAUGCUCCCCCAGGCAAAAUGUUUGAGAAUAGAAUGCAAACCUUCUCUAUUGGCAGCUAUGCUGUUUCCUGCAGUUAAGUGUGAGUUUCUGUAUUGCACUGAAAUGAAGUUGAUCCACCCUGUCCACCUGAAUGUUUUCAUGCAGUCCCACUCCUACAUUGUCAACCACUUCUCCACACCAGUCCGCACUCCUCACAAAGUCAAAGGGAAUUGUCUCCUGGACAAAAGAAACCCAUAUUUGACAUACUCGUAGACAAAAAAGACAAUGGUCUGAACCAAGUGGAUUGUACGUUAGUGAGAGGUUCCAGCAACAACAGUCCAUUGCCCAGGAACUGUGAAUCCAUUAUUCAUAAUGCUUUUACACAGUCAAGAGGGUAAUACAAACUUCUUUUGACCUUGCCACCACCAAGUACUUGGUCUCAUACAUCUUCUACCAUUUAUUAUUGUGCUGACAUCUGGAUUGUUUAGUCAGCAAUUAAUGUCCAAAGGCCCAAGGGAAGAUUUUAUAAAUGACUUUAAAUUCAAAAGUUACAAAACAUCUCAAUUAUGGACCACAGCCUCAACACUAAGUACAUUAGUUUUUAUUUUUUUAUUUUUGUGUUUUUUUGUUUUUGUUUUUGUCUCAUGAACAUGACUAUAAAUAUACAGUAGAUAGUUGCUUCUGCUACAAAAUGAAAGGGCAGAUUUAUAUGACCUCAGAGAUUUCUUCCAUUCUUAAUCUAUGGCCUAUGUACUCUCAGUCUUUGGCAUUUUUUAGAAAUUAGCCAUUAGGAAUUUUCACUUCAAAAUUUGUUUUUGUUAAUGUUUGUUUUUAAAUGUUCUAUAGAAACUGGCCCAAAGCUCUUCUUAGAUAAUUAGUAGAAUGCAGGGCUUGGGUUGGACCAGUAACCAGAAGAAACUGAAGGACAAGAGCCGGGUAUACCAUAAUUAAAUACAGGCCUGAAUUAUGUUUAUUUGCAAUUUUAAGUUCCUGGGCUUAAUGUUACUGCUGCUUUUUAU
Sarcophilus harrisii (Tasmanian devil) is the source of this 3027-nucleotide messenger RNA. RefSeq names its product proline rich and Gla domain 1 (gene PRRG1). The record is from RefSeq and is a predicted model, not a curated record. Bases 209 to 901 code for a protein of 230 amino acids. Lineage: Eukaryota; Metazoa; Chordata; Mammalia; Dasyuromorphia; Dasyuridae. The transcript is spliced from 4 exons. Gene Ontology annotation, molecular function: calcium ion binding. Gene Ontology annotation, cellular component: extracellular region.